Messenger RNA from Galeopterus variegatus (Sunda flying lemur), 3990 nucleotides. RefSeq names its product attractin-like. The coding region runs from base 1 to 3906 and encodes 1301 amino acids. The transcript is spliced from 25 exons. Gene Ontology annotation, molecular function: protein binding. Lineage: Eukaryota; Metazoa; Chordata; Mammalia; Dermoptera; Cynocephalidae. Gene Ontology annotation, cellular component: Golgi apparatus. The record is from RefSeq and is a predicted model, not a curated record.
AUGCCAGGACGAGGUGGAGGGAUACCUGGAGGUGCAGGGGGAGGUAGCCUUGGUGGAGGUCCCCGAGGAGGAGGGCCAGGAGGCAGACCUGGAGGUGGACCUGGGGGAGGGCCAGGGGGUCGGCCUGGUGGUGGUCCUGGAGGUAAAAGUCGGGGUAAAGGCCCUCGGAGUCCUGGCAUUCCAGGUGGUCUCAGGAAUGGAGGUGCUCCUGGAGGUGGUCCAGAAGGAAGGCCUGUAGGUGGUCCAGGAGGCCGUAAAGGUGGAGCAGGUGGUGGUCCAAGAGGAGGUGGUCCAGGCGAGAAGCAGAAGCAGAAGCAGAAGCAGAAGAAAACUUGGGCUAAGGAAGAAGUUGUGCUUCAGCAAAGGCCUGACAAAGGGGAGCUCUGGAGCAAGGAUUACUUGUCAGAGGUGUCCUAUGUCGGAUUGAAAUGCCUAGGCCUUUAUACCCUACUAACCGGAUCUUCUGGGUUUGUAACAGAUGGACCUGGAAAUUACAAAUAUAAAACGAAGUGCACAUGGCUCAUUGAAGGACAGCCAAAUAGAAUAAUGAGACUUCGUUUCAAUCAUUUUGCUACAGAGUGUAGUUGGGACCAUUUAUAUGUUUAUGAUGGGGACUCAAUUUAUGCACCACUAAUUGCUGCCUUUAGUGGCCUCAUCGUUCCUGAGAGAGAUGGCAAUGAGACCGUCCCUGAAGUUGUUGCCACAUCAGGUUAUGCCCUGCUGCAUUUUUUUAGCGAUGCUGCUUAUAAUUUGACUGGAUUUAAUAUCACUUACAAUUUUGACAUGUGCCCGAAUAAUUGCUCAGGCCGAGGAGAAUGUAAGAUCAGUAAUAACAGCAACACAGUUGAGUGUGAAUGUUCUGAAAACUGGAAAGGUGAAGCGUGUGACAUUCCUCACUGUACAGAUAACUGUGGUUUUCCCCAUCGAGGCAUUUGCAAUUCAAGUGAUGUCAGAGGAUGCUCCUGCUUCUCAGAGUGGCAGGGUCCUGGAUGUUCAAUUCCCGUACCAGCUAACCAGUCUUUUUGGACUCGAGAGGAAUACACUAACAUCAAGCUUCCCAGAGCUUCUCAUAAAGCUGUGGUCAGUGGAAAUAUAAUGUGGGUUGUUGGAGGAUAUAUGUUCAACCACUCAGAUUACAACAUGGUUCUAGCGUAUGAUCUUGCUUCUAGGGAGUGGCUUACACUAAACCAUUCUGUGAACAGUGUGGUUGUUAGAUAUGGUCAUUCUUUGGCAUUAUACAAGGAUAAAAUUUAUAUGUAUGGAGGAAAAAUUGAUUCAACAGGGAAUGUGACAAAUGAGUUGAGAGUGUUUCAUAUUCAUAAUGAAUCAUGGGUAUUGUUGACCCCUAAAGCGAAGGAGCAGUAUGCAGUGGUUGGGCAUUCGGCACACAUUGUUACACUGUCAAGUGACCGAGUGGUCAUGCUGGUCAUCUUUGGUCACUGCCCUCUCUAUGGAUAUAUAAGCAGUGUGCAGGAAUACGACUUGGAUAAGAAUACAUGGAGUAUAUUACACACCCAGGGUGCCCUUGUGCAAGGGGGCUAUGGCCACAGCAGUGUGUAUGACCACAGGACCAGGGCCCUGUAUGUUCAUGGUGGCUACAAGGCUUUCAGUGCCAAUAAAUACCGACUUGCAGAUGAUCUCUACAGAUAUGAUGUGGAUACCCAGAUGUGGACCAUUCUUAAGGACAGCCAAUUUUUCCGUUACUUGCACACAGCUGUGGUAGUGAAUGGAAACAUGCUGGUGUUUGGAGGAAACACACAUAAUGACACAUCCAUGAGCCAUGGUGCCAAAUGCUUCUCUUCAGAUUUCAUGGCUUAUGACAUUGCUUGUGACCGCUGGUCAGUGCUUCCCAGACCUGAUCUCCACCAUGAUGUCAACAGAUUUGGCCAUUCAGCAGUCUUACACAACAGCACCAUGUAUGUGUUUGGUGGUUUCAACAGUCUCCUCCUCAGUGACAUCCUGGUAUUCACCUCAGAGCUAUGUGAAGCGCACCAGAGUGAAGCUGCUUGUUUAGCAGCAGGACCUGGUGUCCGAUGUAUGUGGGAUACAGGGUCAUCUCAGUGUAUCUCUUGGGAGUCGGCAGCUGAUAUACAAGAGGAAAAAUUAAAAUCAGAAUGUUUUUCCAAAAGAACUCUUGACCAUGACAGAUGUGACCAGCACACAGAUUGUUACAGCUGCACAGCCAACACCAAUGACUGCCACUGGUGCAAUGACCACUGUGUCCCUAGGAACCACAACUGCACGGAAGGCCAGAUCUCCAUUUCCAGUUAUGAGAAUUGCCCCAAAGAUAACCCCAUGUACUACUGUAACAAGAAGACCAGCUGCAGGAGCUGUGCUCUAGACCAGAACUGCCAGUGGGAGCCCCGGAAUCAGGAGUGCAUCGCCCUGCCUGAAAAUAUCUGUGGCAUUGGCUGGCAUUUGGUUGGAAACUCGUGUUUGAAAAUUACUGUUGCCAAGGAGAAUUAUGACAAUGCUAAAUUGUCCUGUAGGAACCACAAUGCCUUUUUGGCCUCUCUUACAACCCAGAAGAAGGUAGAAUUUGUCCUUAAACAGCUGCGAAUAAUGCAGUCAUCACAGAGCAUGUCCAAGCUCACCUUAACCCCAUGGGUUGGCCUUCGGAAGAUUAAUGUGUCCUAUUGGUGCUGGGAAGAUAUGUCCCCAUUUACAAAUAGUUUACUGCAGUGGAUGCCAUCUGAGCCCAGUGAUGCUGGAUUCUGUGGAAUCUUGUCAGAACCCAGUACUCGGGGUUUGAAGGCUGCAACCUGCAUCAACCCACUCAAUGGUAGCGUCUGUGAAAGGCCUGCGAACCACAGUGCCAAGCAGUGCCGGACGCCGUGUGCCUUGAGGACAGCAUGUGGAGAGUGCACCAGUGGCAGCUCCGAGUGCAUGUGGUGCAGCAACAUGAAGCAGUGUGUGGACUCCAAUGCCUAUGUGGCCUCUUUCCCUUUCGGCCAGUGUAUGGAGUGGUAUACAAUGAGCAGCUGCCCCCCUGAGAAUUGUUCAGGCUACUGUACCUGUAGUCAUUGCUUGGAGCAACCAGGCUGUGGCUGGUGUACUGAUCCCAGCAAUACUGGCAAAGGAAAAUGCAUAGAGGGCUCCUAUAAAGGACCAGUGAAGAUGCCUUCACAGGCCUCUACAGGAAAUUUCUAUCCGCAGCCUCUUCUCAAUUCCAGCAUGUGUCUGGAGGACAGCAGAUACAACUGGUCUUUCAUUCAAUGUCCAGCUUGCCAGUGCAAUGGCCACAGCAAAUGCAUCAAUCAGAGUAUCUGUGAGAAGUGUGAGAACCUGACCACAGGCAAGCACUGCGAGACCUGCAUAUCCGGCUUCUAUGGUGAUCCCACCAACGGAGGGAAAUGUCAGCCAUGCAAGUGCAAUGGGCAUGCAUCGCUGUGCAACACCAACACGGGCAAGUGCUUCUGCACCACCAAGGGUGUCAAGGGGGACGAGUGCCAGCUAUGUGAGGUAGAAAAUCGAUACCAGGGAAACCCUCUCAAAGGGACAUGUUAUUAUACUCUUCUUAUUGACUACCAGUUCACUUUUAGCUUAUCCCAAGAAGAUGACCGCUAUUACACAGCCAUCAAUUUUGUGGCUACUCCUGAUGAACAAAACAGGGAUUUGGAUAUGUUCAUUAAUGCCUCCAAAAACUUCAACCUCAACAUCACUUGGGCUGCCAGCUUCUCAGCUGGAACCCAGGCUGGAGAAGAGAUGCCUGUUGUUUCAAAAACCAACAUUAAGGAAUACAAAGAUAGCUUCUCUAAUGAGAAGUUUGAUUUUCGCAACCACCCAAAUAUCACUUUCUUUGUUUAUGUCAGUAAUUUCACCUGGCCCAUCAAAAUUCAGAUUGCCUUCUCCCAGCACAGCAAUUUUAUGGACCUGGUACAGUUCUUCGUGACUUUUUUCAGGUAAUUUCACUUAUACAAACUAUAUCAGUCUUUUUGAUUCAAGCACUUAAUUCCAUUAAUUGAGUAUCAGCUCAUAAAAGAUAAAAGA